Molecule: messenger RNA, 761 nt
Organism: Fundulus heteroclitus (mummichog)
Lineage: Eukaryota; Metazoa; Chordata; Actinopteri; Cyprinodontiformes; Fundulidae
Gene: pvalb8
Product: parvalbumin 8
Exons: 5
Coding region: 173-502 (109 amino acids)
Cellular component (GO): cytoplasm; nucleus
Molecular function (GO): calcium ion binding
Source: RefSeq, a predicted model, not a curated record
UCAGGGGCGGGCAGUAAGAAUUUGAUCCAUAGUCAGGUAACUCAAGCAAUCCCUAUUGUCAGUGCAAUCAGACCUAUAUAAAUCCACCUUGACGGACAGCAGUCACCACAGAGCCUCACCUCUCAGCUGCACCACCGACCGACCAGGGAGCGAACUUCCAACACGGACUAAAAUGUCGAUCUCAUCUAUCCUUUCCGCUGAUGCCAUCGACAGCGCCAUCAAGGACUGCCAAGCUCCGGACUCCUUCUGCGCAAAGAAGUUCUUCGAGUUGUCUGGCCUCAGCAAGAAAAGCCCACAGGAUGUGAAGAAGGUUUUUGGCCUUGUGGACAAAGAUAAAGACGGCUUUAUCGAGGAGGAAGAGCUGAAGCUUUUCCUCCGGACGUUCUGCCCUGGGGCUCGAGUCCUGACGGACAAGGAGACUAAAGCCUUCCUGAGUGUUGUUGACAAUGACGGUGAUGGGCGAGUUGGAGCGGACGAGUUCCAAGCUUUGGUCUUGUCCUAAACCGGUGGAAUCCGCUCCAUCUAGAUCUGACCUCUACGCCUUCGGCUCAAUGCUUAAAGGGCUCCUACUAUAGUCAUUUUAAAUCUAGUUAACCAUCCUAAUUUCCUCAUUUCCCAAAAUUAUUCUUGUCCACUAACAUCUACAUGUCUGUGAUGUUUCAGCUUUUUUUUUUUUUGUCCCUCAUUUGUUUCGGAACCAUCAUAAAGCUGUGCUCAAACUAAUGAGCGCUUGACUGCUGAAAUAAAAGGAUGAAACCUAA